AGAAGAAGUCAGUGACGUCAUUUAAUCUGCGACAGUCUCUUCUUAUUUAGCAUUUUGCAGAACUAAUAGCUUCACUUCAUUGGCUUCUUUUGCUUAUCACGAAUAUAACGAUAAAAAGCUGAUACAUACACAGUGUGUGUGAUGUGGGUCGGUGGGGUUUUGUGUAAAAUUAAAGCUCAACUUGAGUUUGACGCUCGUUGAUGAGAAGAAGCAUCGUCGGUGUUGUGUUGUUUUGCAGAAGAGGAUGUGAUUUUUGGGUUUGUGAUUUUGCGGGACGAGGAGGAGCAGGAGGGGAAGGAGGAGGAGGAGGAACGACAAGCUAAACGUCUGGCAUUUCCAGCGGGAUGGAAACUUGGACCCCAAACCCCCGGGCUAAGCCUUUCAUUCCCCGCCAACAAAGAAGCCUUUACCUCACCUGGAAAUACAAACUGACCAAUAAGAGGACGAUUCGCCGCUGUUGCCAGGCUGGUGCUGUGCUGUUUCUCCUGGUGACUGUCUUAGUCAACAUCAAACUCAUCUUGGACACACGAAGAGUAGUCAACGAAGAUGCUGCAUCCCAGGAAUACGAGGAUGCGAUGCCAAACAUGGCGACGCCUCGCAGACCGGCUAAUGGGCGCAAGGUUCUGGACAUUGAGGCGUACUCCAGUCGCUCCAAAGUGUAUGUGGCGGUGGACGGGACCACUGUGUUGGAGGAUGAUAUGCGUGAGCAAGGCCGAGGCAUUCAUGUAAUUGUUCUCAACCAAGCUACAGGUCAUGUGAUGGCCAAGAGGAUAUUUGACACUUACUCCCCCCACGAAGAUGAAGCCAUGAUCCUCUUCCUCAACAUGGUGACCCGAGGGCGAGUUCUCAUCUUUACCAUUAAGGACGAGGGCACGUUCCACCUGAAGGACGCCGCUAAGAACCUGCUGAAAGGUCUGGGCAGUCAGGUGUCCCUCAACCUCAGCUGGAGGGACAUGUGGACUCUGGUGGUAAAGAAAGGAGGUCAGGUGUACGGGGAAAAGCAUUCAAAGUCUCCUGCUCUUUCCACCUGGGGUGAUCCAGUGCUUCUUAAAACGGAGGUGCAGCUCACCGCCUCUGAAGAGGCAGAGUGCCACUGGGCAGACACGGAGUGGAACCGGCGCAGGAAGCUCUUCUGCAGCAAAGUGGAAGGAUACGGCAGCAUCUGCAGCUGCAAAGACCCAGCACCCAUUGAAUUUAACCCAGAACCCCUGCCCACUAAUCACGUCUUCCAUGUACCAGUCGCGGUCAUCGCAGGCAACAGACCCAACUAUCUCUACCGGAUGCUCAGGUCUCUCCUUUCAGCUCAUGGUGUUAACCCGCAGAUGAUCACUGUCUUCAUCGAUGGAUACUAUGAGGAGCCGAUGGAUGUGGUGGAGCUCUUUGGACUGAAGGGAGUUCAGCACACGCCCAUCAGCAUCAAGAAUGCACGGGUAUCCCAGCACUACAAGGCAAGUCUGACUGCAACAUUCAAUCUUCACCCAGAGGCUAAUUAUGCUAUAGUGCUGGAAGAAGAUCUGGACAUCUCCAUUGACUUCUUCAGUUUUCUGAGUCAAACCAUCCACCUGCUGGAUGAGGAUGACAGCCUUUAUUGCAUCUCAGCCUGGAACGACCAAGGCUAUGAACACACGGCUGAGGAUGCCGCCUUGCUGUACCGAGUGGAGAGCAUGCCUGGCCUGGGCUGGGUCCUGAAAAGGAGUCUCUACAAGGAUGAACUGGAGCCUAAAUGGCCUACACCCGAGAAGCUGUGGGACUGGGACAUGUGGAUGCGGAUGCCAGAGCAGAGGAAAGGCAGGGAGUGCAUCAUCCCCGACGUGUCCCGCUCCUACCACUUUGGCAUCAUCGGCCUCAACAUGAACGGCUAUUUCCAUGAGGUGUAUUUCAAAAAGCACAAGUUCAACACUGUGCCUCACGUGCACCUGAAGAACGUGGACAGCUUAAAGAAGGACGCCUAUGAAGUGGAAAUCCAAAACCUGCUGAAGGAGGCAGAGGUGCUGGACCACACCAAGAACCCGUGUGAGGACUCGAUACUACCGGACUCCGAGGGGAAAGUCUACGUCAUGUUCAUUAAGAUGACAUCGGAGACGGACACCUCCACUUGGACUGAGCUCGCUAAGUGCCUUCAUGUUUGGGAUUUAGACGUCCGAGGGAAUCACAGAGGCCUGUGGCGACUCUUUAGAAAGAGGAGUCACGUCCUGGUGGUGGCUGUGCCAAUCUCGCCAUACUCAGUGAAGAAACCUGCCAAUGUCACCCCCAUCCACUUGGAGCCCCUCCCCAAAGAAGAGGGUGCCCCGGCGGAUCCGAUGUAGACCUCCCGGAACCUCCUGAACCAGCCCAGGACUUUCUAGGAUAAAAGAUGGUAAAACACAAUCCAACCAACUCAUAAGUUUUAGAAGGAGGAACGAUGACACAGGAAAUGACUUUUGGUAACCAAACGACUUUUUCUAUUUCCUGUUUGGUUCUGAACGUAUGAAUUUAAAACCUACUGAUUGUACAUACUCUAUGUUUAACUUAUCUCUAUUUAUUUGCCCAUAUCAAUCCAGACCCUUUGGUUUUUUUGAAAAAUCACCUAAUAUCUGGAUGAGUGCAUUUUUAAUAGACGUGAACAAAAUAAUGAUAUAAUGUACAUACAUACAACAUACCUAUAUUUUCAAUAGCAUAGACAGUCUGCAUAUUUUUGGAUUCUAGAAAUGGAGUGUGUACUCAUGCUAGGCCAAUCGUACCGUACUUGAAUACGUAAAACUCCAAAUAAUCCAAGAAUCAUGGCCGAGAGCGUCCCGAAGACUCCAAAUCAGAUUGGAAAUAAUCCACCAAGACAUUAAAAUUUUAGUCACGAGUUACAAACGCAGAUACAACUCGGUCAUCUGGGAUUUGAUUCUUCCUUACUUGUUGAAACGAGGCUUAGCAAAAAAAAAAAAAAACACUUUAAACGAGUACGAAAUACAUAAAUAUGGAAAGGUAGACGAUACAGGAAAUUAAAAAGUUAUUAUAGAGGUUGCAUUUUUAAAAAUUGAAAUACACUUAAUCGGACUUCAUACUCCAAAUAGGGACUAGAGGCUAUCUUAGAUUGCUGCGUUUGAGUGUUUUUUUAUCGACUUUUAUCUUCAGUUAUCUUAACAUGAAAGCCGAAAUAGUAUUUUUUUUGUUUCCUUUUGUUUAUUUUCUGUCUGACAACUUGUACUUACCAGUGACUUGACUUCAUUAGAAAUGACUGACUUGAAAAAAAAAAGUUCUAGAAGUACAUACUGUCGGUGCAAGGAGAGUGAUGAUUUGUGAAAGUGAGUUUGAUACUUUUGGUGGUUUUCAUGCAAAUGAAUAAAGAUAUUUUCAGAG
This is a messenger RNA of Doryrhamphus excisus (bluestripe pipefish), 3330 nucleotides long. It is a transcript of the gene pomgnt1, whose product is annotated as protein O-linked mannose N-acetylglucosaminyltransferase 1 (beta 1,2-). The record is from RefSeq and is a predicted model, not a curated record. Gene Ontology annotation, molecular function: beta-1,3-galactosyl-O-glycosyl-glycoprotein beta-1,3-N-acetylglucosaminyltransferase activity. NCBI's taxonomy places the organism in Eukaryota, Metazoa, Chordata, Actinopteri, Syngnathiformes, Syngnathidae. Gene Ontology annotation, cellular component: Golgi membrane. Gene Ontology annotation, biological process: protein O-linked glycosylation via N-acetylgalactosamine.